AUGUGUAUAUAUAUGUGUGCAGUUCGGAGCUAAUUCGUGUGAUUUUACACCCUUAUUUUGGUGUGUUUAAAUAAAUUAAUAAUCGUGGAUCGUCAAGAAUCGAGAUGCAAUAGAAUCUAAGUGCAACAAGCUAAUCAGUGUUUUUUUUAAUGUGGUGAUCUUGUGCACAUUUUGGGCCUUUUGUGUGUCAACUCGUAAAAUCCAACGAAAUUCUCGUCAGACGCACACUCUUCCUCACCAGAUUUAAUCUUCACGUAUCAAAAUUGAUAUAAGUAAAUAUGUUUUCAUUGAAAGUUGUAGAGAGAGGGAACCAAAUGAACUACGAAUUGAUGAUCUAUAUAGAAAAUGAUAUCGAGGAAUGGGAUAAGGGUAUUAUUGCAGCCAUCAAAAGGGGCAAUUUCUGGAUGAAACUGUCCAUUGAGCGCUAUAAUGUCGUAAAGAAUUAUUUUCAUUCGGAGUUCGUUGACGUGCCCGGGUCUGGGUCUGUCUCUGCAGACGACUUGGAUGAGUACGAGGACUUCAGCGACGAGUUGAAGCGCCUGUUCCUGCCGGGCGGCGAACCAAAGCUAAUGGAAUAUAAGCUCCAAUACGAUAUCAUCAAGUCGCCGAAAAAUUGUCAGAACAAGGCGCCAAAGAUGCGUCGUUUCCGCAAGAAAACCACCAAAACAGUGAUCGAUGAGUUGUUGGAAAUCAGAAAUGAGCUGUAUUCCCCUCAGCUUGCUUUAGUUAGCAAGGAAUUCAAGGUCUCCUAUCCAACAGAAGAGGAGGAUCCACAGGAAUUGUUACCAGAAGAAGGCAUAAAGGAAUCAAUCUUUUUCUAUGAAGCUCCUUUCAACAGAUCCCGCAGGCGUAGUUGGAAAGUGAAGUACUACUGAAGACAGUUCUGAUAUUCUGAAAAAUUGUAUCCAAAUUUUGGCUGUGGGUUUUGUACUGGACUGCGCCCUGAAUG
This is a messenger RNA of Drosophila miranda, 949 nucleotides long. RefSeq lists its product as uncharacterized. The record is from RefSeq and is a predicted model, not a curated record. The coding region runs from base 279 to 875 and encodes 198 amino acids. The transcript has 4 exons. NCBI's taxonomy places the organism in Eukaryota, Metazoa, Arthropoda, Insecta, Diptera, Drosophilidae.